Cetraspora pellucida is the source of this 329-nucleotide messenger RNA. Lineage: Eukaryota; Fungi; Glomeromycota; Glomeromycetes; Diversisporales; Gigasporaceae. The record is from the annotation of a GenBank genome assembly.
AUGCCAUCGACAUUGUCUUAGCAACAUUAAGCGUUUCAAGUGCAUCUGAAGCAAAAAAAGAUGCAAGAAGGUUAAAAGAAAUACAAUUAACUAAUAAUGAGUGGGAUUUGAUUGGUUCCGAAUAUGUUAAAUUUUUCUAUAUGAUCCCCUCUAUUUUAGGAUUGAUGGAUAAGUUGGAUUGCUCUACAGACCAUUUAGAUGAAUCAAAUAACAUAAAUUUUGAAAUGCCUGACCUAGUAUUCGACAAUAAUGUUGGAUUUGUUGAUGCACAAGAAGAGGAAGAAGAUAGUCCUAAAGGAAGAAAAAUUAAAAUCAAUACACCUAUUGAC